This is a messenger RNA of Parasteatoda tepidariorum (common house spider), 3943 nucleotides long. The record is from RefSeq and is a predicted model, not a curated record. Lineage: Eukaryota; Metazoa; Arthropoda; Arachnida; Araneae; Theridiidae.
AAGUAACUGAUAAGAUACGAUUAAAACUGAAUUUGAUACGAUACGGAAGAUCAGAUACGAUUGUUAUCAUUGAACCGAACCAAGAAGUAGUUCCAGUUUUCAAAAUAAUUUUUGUUUUCUGCUGACUGCUUUUUCAAACAAGUGAGCCACGUGACAUGAAAGUUACCUGUCAUUAAGUAAAAUAUUUUUUAACACAAAUCGCAGCAGUGUGUAUCAGGAUUUCCUCCAAAGAAUAUCCUCAUACCUUUAGAGAAUUUUCAUUUUGAGAUGGGACCUUUGAAGUUCGCUGGAAAAGUUGCUAUCGUUACUGGAGCGGGGGGAGGGUUAGGCAGAGAAUAUGCAUUACUUCUUGCUGAGCGAGGAGCAUCUGUUGUUGUUAAUGAUUUGGGUGGUACCCGUAGUGGAGAAGGAAAAAGUUCAUCUGCUGCUGAUGCAGUUGUGAAAGAAAUAAAAGCCAAAGGAGGAAAAGCAGUCCCAAAUUAUGAUUCUGUUGAAGAGGGGGAAAAGAUAGUUAAGACUGCCAUAGACAAGUUUGGACGAUUGGAUAUUCUGAUCAACAAUGCUGGCAUUUUGAGAGACAAGUCAUUUCUUAAUAUAACCAAUGAAGAAUGGGACAUUAUACACAAAGUCCACUUGAGGGGAUCAUUUAUGGUAACAAAGGCUGCUUGGCCUUACUUCAGAAAGCAAGGAUAUGGAAGAAUAAUAAUGACUGCCUCAGGUGCUGGCAUCUAUGGAAAUUUUGGACAGUCUAAUUAUUCCUCUGCUAAGCUGGGAUUAAUAGGACUAAGUAAUACAUUAGCCAUUGAAGGUAAAAAGUACAAUAUUCACUGUAAUACUAUUGUCCCAAUUGCUGCAUCAAGAUUAACUCAAGACAUUUUACCUCCAGACAUUUUUGACCAGCUGAAACCAUCAUGUGUCAGCCCAGUUGUGGCUUGGCUGUGUCACGAAUCCUGUCCAGACACUGGUGCUGUAAUUGAAGCAGCUGGUGGUUGGGUAGGAAAAUACCAGUGGCAGCGAUCCAUUGGAAAAGCUUUCAUUCCUCCAAGUACCUUAACUAUUGAAGCUGUGAGAGACAAUUGGUCUUCCAUUACCGACAUGACUGACUUUAGCAACCCUAGUAACCUUCAAGAACAAACUGUGCAAUUGAUGGAGUCACUCACUGGUGGUGGUGCUCAACCUAAAGUUUCCAAAAGAGCACCUGUUGAUCCAGACUCUUACUGCUAUGAUCAGGAUAAGGCUAUUCUAUAUGCUUUAGCGGGUACAGUUGCUAUUUUCUUUUUCUUUUUUUGUAUUGAUUUAAAUUUUUUCGUGCUUAUUGUCAUGUUCUGUUAUGUCUUGUUUGAUAUGCUAAUAAUUUUUUCUCAGUUGCUGCAUGGUGAACAGUACUUAGAACUUUACAAACCAUUACAACCAGAAGCUGUGCUUAAAACUAAGUGCCGAUUACUUGACAUAUUAGAUAAGGGCUCUGGAGCUGUUGCCAUUGUUGAAGCUGAGACUUUUAAUGAAUCAAAUGAGCUAGUGAUGCGUUCUGAGUGGACUAUUUUUCUCGUUGGUGCCGGUAACUUUGGAGGUAAACGUUCAACUGAUAAAGCCGUGAAAGUUGCAUCUGCUCCCAACAGGAAACCUGAUGCUGUUUUGGAAAACAAAACUUCAGUUGAUCAGGCUGCUCUCUACAGAUUAUGUGGAGAUAAAAAUCCCAUUCAUAUUGAUCCAGCUUUUGCUGCUAUGGGAGGAUUUCCUGAGCCUAUUCUGCAUGGUCUUUGUUCUCUAGGUUAUUCUACUAGACAUGUUUUAAAACAGUUUGCUAAUUAUGAUGUCAACAUGUUUAAAUCUGUUAUGGCUAGGUUUGCCAAUCCUAUUAUUCCUGGGCACACUUUACGAACAGAAAUGUGGAAGGAAGGUAGUAGGAUUCAUUUUGAAAGUUCUUGUGUAGAAACUGGUAAAAAGAUUAUAUCAGGUGGCUAUAUUGAUUUAUUGGGUGUCCCAAAAGUCGCCAGCUUUCAAGAUGGCCCAGUUACUUCCAAUCCUGCAUCUGCCUUAAAAAGUAAAUUAAUUUUCAAGACUAUGUCUGAUCAGUUAGCGCAAAUGCCAGAAUUGGCACAAAAGAUACAAGCUGUUUACGAGUGGAAUAUUCUUCAAAAUGGAAAAACUGCCGCAAUUUGGACUGUUGAUUUGAAAACUGGAUCAGGAAGAAUUGUUGAAGGAACUAUCAGUGGCCUUAAACCUGGUGUAACCCUUACUAUUGAUGAUGAAGAUAUGUUUGGCUUAGUUACUGGAAAACUUGAUCCACAAAAAGCAUUUAUGGGUGGAAAGCUGAAAUUAAAGGGUAAUAUUAUGUUGACUCAAAAGUUGAAACCAUUGUUAGAAGCAAGAAAAAACGUUCUUCCUCAACCAAAAGUGGAUGCUGAGCCUGCCAUGAAAUGUGACAAGAUUUUUAUGAAUCUUGGGGAGAAGCUGAAGAAAAAUCCUGAUUUGGCUGCCUCCAUUAAAACUGUUUAUCAGUGGAAUAUAUUGAAAAGUGGGAAGCAUGUUUCAACUUGGACUUUGGAUUUGAAGAAUGGCUCUGGUGCGGUCUAUAAAGGAACACCUAAACAUGACAAACCAGACUGUACAUUCAUUUUGGAGGAUGAACUAUUCACAAAAAUCAUGGAUGGAUCUACUGAUCCUCAAAGGGCAUUUAUGUCUGGGAAACUGAAGAUUACUGGGAAUGUGUUAGCCUCUCAGAAACUGCAAGCUAUCUGGGAAAAUCCAGAGGAAGAAGAAAAAAUGUCUUUUGCACCAGCCUCUGAUGAUUCAAAUCAGAGUUUUGCAGAAAUGCCUGCCCGUCUGAAAUCUGAUUUUAUCUUUUUGAUAUUUGCUGAGAGAUUGGGAGAGGAACCUGAACUUGCUCAAAAAAUGAAAGUAGUUUAUAACUGGAAUAUUUUACAAGGUGGAAAAAAGAUUUCUGAAUGGACUGUUGACCUGAAGAGUGGAGCUGGUUCCAUUUAUCGAGGAUCUCCUAAGAAUGGAAAGGCUGAUGUUAUGUUAACCAUGGAAGAUGAAGAUGUUAUUCUCAUGAUGUUGGGAAAACUUAAUCCCCAAAGGGCCUUCAUGACUGGCAGACUAAAAAUCAAAGGAAAUAUUAUGCUUACUCAGAAGUUGAACCAGUUAUGGCAAGAAAUUCUGAAAUCAGGCCGAGCUGUUGAACUGCCUAUCCUUUCAGCCAUUCUAGCUGAUAAACCAUUUGAUCCAUCUUUGAGAAGUGAACCUUGUUUUGUUGAACUCGGAACUAGAGUUGCUAGAAAAUCUGAAUUAGUCAAGGAAUUUGAUGUUGUAGUUGAAUGGAAUGUUACCAAAAAUGGCAAAAAAGAAACACAGUGGAUUAUGGAUUUGAAAACUGAAAAAGGUAUGCUUUCCCGUGGACCUGCUAAAAAUGGCAUGAAGCCCUCUAUUUUUAUAACAGUUGAUGAUGAUAUUUUUGCUGACUGGAUCCUUCAUAAAAUACAAACUAAUCAAGUUCUUUCUGCAAAAACUACUGAAAUUAAUGGCGAUAAAUCCCUUGUAUAUAAACUAUUGGACUCUUUUAAAUUGUCAUCAAAGUUGUAAACUGAUUGGGAUUUAUUCAUUUAUAUACCUCAAAUGAUAUUGCAGCUGUACUUAGCAGCAAAAAUGACAUAUUAAUAAAAAAUGAUGAAUUGUUAAUUUGAUAUGUAUAUUCUUUGAAACUACUUUAUACACAUGCAUAUCUAUCUAAUGUAUUUAUCUCAGUUUUUAUUUGUAUUUAAACAGUGAUUUUUAAAGGCAUUCAAUUUUCUUUUCUUGGAAGCAUGUAGAGCGAAAGUAGAGGUUAUGAAUUGACAUGACUUAUGAUCAAAAUAUUCUCAAACCUGUUGCAUUAUUUUUUUUUCUUUUUUAUAAUUGUUUUUGUAUAUUUGUUAAAAUAAAAAAUUUAUAUUUUUAUGAA